AAAUUCAAUCGUUAUUCUACUUAGUCAGGAUUUCUGAAACUUUCGUAUGUACCUUCCUUAAUUACGCUAUCAAUACAGGGCAGGGUCUUAUCAGUGUUGAGGUCAUCUGAUUCUGGAACUGUCACGCGAUAUCCUUGGAUAUUCAUACAUCUGCUUUUACUGUCUUCUGCUAGAUUACGCGCAACAUGACGAUGGUAUUGAUAGUUCUUGUGGCCCUUGUGUUUGGAGCUGAAGCCAAGCACCUUGUGUACCGUGACUGUAACAGCAGUCCCAACAAAAUCAUCCAUGUUGACUCUGCUCACGUCAGUCCUUUUCCGGUCAUCGUCCCUGGGGACAUAACCAGUGACAUCAUCAUCCAGGCCCCCCGACUGGUAGACGCCGGACCUCACUACAAACUAGACGUACAUAUACAGAAACAUGCUCUCUUCUGGAUCACCGUGCCUUGUAUCUCAAACGUCGGCAGCUGUUCCUAUGACCUUUGCACACUCCUUGGAAACUUUAAUCAAACGGGAUGUCCUUCACAACUGAGGGCUCAGAAUUUACCAUGCCAGUGCCCAUUCCAACCCGGAACUUACACCCUUAAUCCAACUGUAUUCAAGAUCCCAGAUAUGACUGGAUUGUGGUCUUGGCUAGCGUCGGGUGACUAUAAAGUGGACGCUAAGAUUACAGACAAACGCACGGGAGAGGAGGUGGGUUGUUACCACGUGGAGGUGACAGCCACCCAGCCCCCGUGUAGCGGUUUCCUUUGCAGUAUCUUUGGUUAGAGUUCAUGAAAAUAAAUAUAUUCGUCUUA
Molecule: messenger RNA, 793 nt
Organism: Ostrea edulis (European flat oyster)
Lineage: Eukaryota; Metazoa; Mollusca; Bivalvia; Ostreida; Ostreidae
Product: ganglioside GM2 activator-like
Exons: 4
Coding region: 186-764 (192 amino acids)
Biological process (GO): ganglioside catabolic process; lipid transport
Cellular component (GO): cytoplasmic side of plasma membrane
Molecular function (GO): enzyme activator activity; lipid carrier activity
Source: RefSeq, a predicted model, not a curated record